AUGGCCAUUGAGUUCCAACUGGGUAUGUUCUCGGCAAUGUCUGAUGUUCUGACGCGAUUGCUGCUCAGCCUGGAUGCGGGCAACUCUAAGAACAUGCUAGACCGGACAUGUAACCUUGUACUCGAGCAGGAGGAUGAGAUAAAGCGCAGCCAUCAGCUUAUAAAGCAAAUGGAGGCUAAGGUCACUGUGACCGAUGUGCAGCUGCGGAAUGUGAAGGAAGAGCGCGAUCAACCACGUGGGGAUCUGGAAGACCAUACGGAUCGGCACCGCGAUGCGGCCAACGGGCGACGAACCAAGGCUGAGUUGGAUCUGGCCAGGACCCGUGUUGAACUGAAGCAGGCCAACAGCCAGCUACUGAAGUCUGUCCAACAGAAGGUUCAGCUCUCGCUGCAGCUGGAGCAGUGGCAGAUGGAUACGCAUGAGCUGAUCGACGUGCAGAUGCGCUCCAAACUGCUCGAACGUCCCGCGCUGGCCCCAAAGACCCCCACGUCUCAGCCCAGCAGUGCAACAGCCAAACUGGCCAAGCGACAGUCUAGCUACAAGCUCUGGAGUUUAUUUUAG
This is a messenger RNA of Drosophila miranda, 561 nucleotides long. RefSeq names its product bicaudal D-related protein homolog. The record is from RefSeq and is a predicted model, not a curated record. Lineage: Eukaryota; Metazoa; Arthropoda; Insecta; Diptera; Drosophilidae. The coding region runs from base 1 to 561 and encodes 186 amino acids. The transcript has a single exon.